Leucoraja erinaceus (little skate) is the source of this 2848-nucleotide messenger RNA. It is a transcript of the gene gpr146, whose product is annotated as G protein-coupled receptor 146. Gene Ontology annotation, biological process: G protein-coupled receptor signaling pathway. Gene Ontology annotation, molecular function: G protein-coupled receptor activity. The transcript has 4 exons. NCBI's taxonomy places the organism in Eukaryota, Metazoa, Chordata, Chondrichthyes, Rajiformes, Rajidae. Gene Ontology annotation, cellular component: membrane. Bases 543 to 1565 code for a protein of 340 amino acids. The record is from RefSeq and is a predicted model, not a curated record.
GAGUGAUGGGAGCAACACAAACGCUGCAUUCUGUGGCUCUGGUCCAAGGUUGUACUGAAGCCUCUGUACCUUGUUAUCCAUUAACGCGCUCCUCCAGCGCUGAAAUCUGCACCCUGUGUGACACCACAUGAGUUCUCCAGCUCAAACAUUGCAGAGAGAGCACAGACGGGGCGACACGGCGCCAGAGACCUGGGUUCGAUCCUGACUACGGGCGCUGUCUGUACGGAGUUUGUACGUUCUCCCCGUGACUUGCGUGGGUUUUUCCCGGGAGCUCCUGUUUCCUCUCACACUCCAAAGACGUGCAGGUCGGAUAUAUGGGGUCCAGCGACUGACAUCAAUGGCGAUUUAAAAUGAUUCCACCAGCUUCUCCGAAUUAAUCUGACUAAGAAUCAACAACAAUGUCAGGAUUUCCGCAGGCGUUUACGACAUUGUGUGUGGGUCCGUAUGCUUGCUGCCACUGAGGCAAUGCUAAGUGGGAGAGUGGGAGCCGGCUGCAGCCUUCCCGUGGAGUUCAAGGUUUCGAGAUUUCAAGGCAGGAUUGAAUGAGGGCGAUUGACGGCAGGAUGUGGAGCUGCGCCGGUACCAACGGCACAGUGAACGGCCUGGACCAGCAGUUGUGCUACGACCUGGAGCUGGUCCUCUUUGUCCUGUCCGUGGUUUACCUCAUCAUCUGCUUCCCCUUCAGCAUCUGCUACAACUCCCUGCUGGUCCUGGUCAACCUGUACAACAAGUCGGCCAUGACCAUGCCCGAUGUCUACUUUGUCAACAUUGCCGUGGCUGGACUGAUCCUCAGCCUGGUGGCCCUGGUGCAGCUGCUGGGCCCGGACAACCCACAGUGGGCCGUGUGGAACUUCAACAGGGAGGUCUACAUCACCCUGCUCAUCCUCUUCAACAUCUCCGCCCUGGUCACCAUGUACUCCACCACGCUGCUCAGCCUGGACUACUACAUCGAGCAGGCCCUGCCGAGGACCUACAUGUCCAGUGUCUACAACACCAAGCACGUGUGCGGCUUUGUCUGGGGCGGGGCGGUCCUGACCAGCUUCUCCUCUCUGCUCCUUUACGUCUGCAGCCACGUGCCCAAGAUAAUCGAGUGCUCGAAGAUACAGAACAAAGAGGUGGCGGACACCAUCAUGGUAUUCAUCGGCUUCUUCGUGCCGGCCACGGCGGUCCUCUACGCCUUGAUAUUGAUCUUUCGCAUUCGGAACCAGUCCACCCCGCUGGAGCAAGACUCAGCGGGGCCCGACCCGACCAUGCACCCACUGCUGGUGGCCACAGUCUGCACACACCUGGUGUUGUGGGCUCCGUAUUACAUGACGCUGCUGGUCCACAUCGCCUACAGGCCCCGACCAUCGGACCUGGCGAGCCGGUAUCACAUCUACUACUUUGUCAAGGGCCUGUCCAAGCUGCUGGCCUACUCGUGCAGCUUUGUGGUACCGCUGCUGUACACGUACAUGCACAGGGACUUCACCGGCAAACUCAGGCAGCUGGUCAGGAGGUUGGACUGUCAGACGGAAGGUUGUUCAGACCAACAGACGGAGAGGCAGCCACAAGUCGUGGUGAGCUGAGGCUGUCUCAAGAGCAUCAUCUUGCCACUGGUGAAUAAAGUCCCAAAUCAUUCCACCGUAGAAAAUCACACUGGCUUUCACUAACCGAUUCUUUAAGCUCAGCCCAGUAACGGAAUAUAUUGUUGGACGUCAGAGGUUGUGUCCAGCGGCGCAGCGGGUAGAGCCACUGCCUCACAGCGCCAGAGACCCCGGUUCGAUCCUGACCUCGGGUGCUGUCUGUGUGUGUGUGUGGAGUUUGAACAUUCUCCCCGUGACUGCGUGGGUUUCCUCCGGGUGCUCCGGUUUCCUCCCACAUCCCAAAGGCGUGCGGGGUUUGUAGAUCAAUCGGCCCUCUGUAAAUUGCCCCCCAGUGUGUCGGGAGCAGAUGAGAAAAUGGGAUAAAAUAGAACUAGUGUGAACGGGGGAUUCACGGUCGGCGUGGACUCGAUGGGCCGAACGGCCUGCUUCCAUGCUGUACCUUGCCCCUAGUGUGCAGGGAGUGGAUGAGAAAGUGGGAUAACAUAUAACUAGUGUGUCAACGGGUGAUCGAUGGUCGGCGUGGACCUGAUGGGCCGAAGGGCCUGUUUCCAUGCUGUACCUGUCCAUUCAACGCCGAAUGAAUGGCAAAUGGUGGAAAGAAACCUUCAAUAAGUUUGUACUGAUUAAAACCUAAUGAAUGCCUUUUCCUGGGUGAGCAACUAACAAAACUGCCUGUGGACAGGAUUUGAAUCCUGAUCUCGUCUGCACGCCCCAACCACAGCUGACGAGCCUCAGAAGCCAAGUAUGUGUCUACGAUAAGCCAAUUGGAUAAUCCAAGCUGUGAAGUCCACCACUGUUCUGAAUGUUACUCAACACAAAAGAAAAACGACCAAAUGAAUGAUCUCUUUAUGCGCAUGGGAGGACACGGCAUCAAGCCCAUCGCAACAUCCGCAAAUGAGUUUCUUCCCCAAAAAGCUCAAUCUUUUGAAUUGAGGGACAACUUGUUCUGACUUGCACACAUCUGGUCACCACUGCCACAGGAGGGAGGGAGAGAUUACAGUGGUGUUCUUCCCUCCGAACCGACAUCUAAUCUUGUUAGCUGUGGCCAGCAUCACAAACGGGCCGAAUCACCACCUCUAACUGCUUGUAUUUUACCUCUUAACAUGUGCAGCGUGGUUAACUAAUUUGCAACACCAUUUUGAUUUCAUAGACCCUGUACCUAAUUGCACAGUUUUGUUGGAUCAGACACAGCAGUCUAAAAUAGUCCUCUGCUAUUUAUUGCCUUCACUUUGUAAGUAAAUAAAGAUAUAUCUGAGAAAUUACAA